AUGAACGACAAGCUCAAAACCAUGUCGCCCAAAGAUGCUAACUCCAAAGCACAGAUCACCAUCUCGGAAUUCGAUCAUCAAGCACCCGUCAACUACGUCAGUGAUGGAAGCCAGGAGCAAGCACGCCAGUAUGCCGACCGAGAGUCAGGUCUGGGUAACAAGUUGAGUACGCUCGGCGCCAUCGCUUUGGGAUACACUUCGCUCUCCUCUUGGAUCGCCUACUCAGCCAGUGCUGCCACUGCAUUGGCAAGCGGCGGCGCCAACGUACUUGUAUGGGGCAUGAUCAUCGUCGGUAUUUGCAACAUGGCUGCUGCUGUCACCAUCGCAGAGCCAGCAUCGCAAUUCCCCAACGCAUCUGGUCAAGCAGCUUGGGUGUAUCGCUUGCAUGGUCGAUUCCUCUCCUAUCUCACCUCCUGGACAGUGCUUCUCGGCUAUGUCUUGCUCAGUGUUGCCGCACAGCUGAUCACAACCACCAUCCUGCUGGCCAUGAUCAAUCUCACCUUCCCGGACUAUGUGAUCGAGACAUGGCACGUAUCGGUGAGCAUCAUCGUCACAGCUGCAUUUGCUUUCCUCGUAGCCGGCAUUGCAUCCAAGCUGGUCUCGCGCCUCAACGUUUUUGCUUUCACCUGGUCCCUGGUGGGCUUCUUUGUGGUCGCCUUGACGCUGUUGAUCCAGUCACGAGGCAACUAUAAUACCCUCCAGUUUGCGCUGGUCGACAUCACCAACGUUUCCGGAUGGGGUAACAACUUUAUCCCUUGGGUCCUCGGUCUUUCGCAAGCAGCCCUUUCCACCACUGCAUUGGACGUGCCGACGCACUUCUCCGAGGAGAUGGCCAACCCUUCAAAGCAGGUGCCCAUUGCCAUCUUUGGUGCACUUGCAACCAGCAUCGUCAUCACACUGGCUUAUGCCUUCCUACUUGUCUUCACCUUGCCUGGCCUUCAAGACAUCAUCACUACUUCAACUGGAUUCCCCUUUGCCGAGAUCCUUCGCAUCAAGACGACACGUUCGGGUGCCAUUGUUCUUCUGCUGAUCCCUCUGGUCUCAUUCCUGAUCACUUCGGCCGAUGUGGCAAUGGCAGCGAGUCGAUGCAUCUAUGGCUUCUCCCGACAGCGAGGCUUCCCCUUUUCGAGCUUCUUUGGCAAGGUCAACAAGAAGUUCGACUCGCCACUUGCAGCUGGACUGCUUGUUUUCUUCUGCCAGAGCUGCAUCGGAUGCAUCUAUAUUGGCAACACUGCUGCAUUCACUGCAAUCAUCUCAGUGCCUACCUUGUUAUUGGCAGUCUCCUAUUCGAUCGUUGCCUUUGUCUGUCUCGGAGCUCGUCGCCGAGGCGGCAGUGAAAGACGCCCGGGCGGUAGCAUGGGCAAGGUGAUCCAUGACGGUAUGGCUUCGGAUGCGUCUGAGGGCGACAGUGCUUGGGACCCGCCUUACAAGAUGCCCAAGUGGUUCACCAUCUCGGCCAAUAUCCUCACCAUCGUCUUUACUGUCUUGCUGUGUCUCUUCCUCUCACUGCCACCCGUCUGGCCUGUGACGAGCGCCAACAUGAACUAUACUUCAGCAAUCCUGAUAGGAAGCUUUCUCAUUCCCGCGCUUUGCUGGAUCCGGUAUGGCAAAGUCUAUCAGGGUCCUCUUGUACACUAA
This is a messenger RNA of Ustilago hordei, 1638 nucleotides long. RefSeq lists its product as uncharacterized. Gene Ontology annotation, cellular component: membrane. The transcript has a single exon. The coding region runs from base 1 to 1638 and encodes 545 amino acids. NCBI's taxonomy places the organism in Eukaryota, Fungi, Basidiomycota, Ustilaginomycetes, Ustilaginales, Ustilaginaceae. The record is from RefSeq and is a predicted model, not a curated record. Gene Ontology annotation, molecular function: transmembrane transporter activity. Gene Ontology annotation, biological process: transmembrane transport.